Molecule: messenger RNA, 873 nt
Organism: Diorhabda sublineata
Lineage: Eukaryota; Metazoa; Arthropoda; Insecta; Coleoptera; Chrysomelidae
Product: doublesex- and mab-3-related transcription factor dmd-4-like
Exons: 4
Coding region: 78-845 (255 amino acids)
Biological process (GO): sex differentiation; regulation of transcription by RNA polymerase II
Cellular component (GO): nucleus
Molecular function (GO): DNA-binding transcription factor activity, RNA polymerase II-specific; RNA polymerase II cis-regulatory region sequence-specific DNA binding; protein binding
Source: RefSeq, a predicted model, not a curated record
AACAGAGUUGAAGUGAUAUGUGAAGAUUAACCAAAAACGACUUACUCAAGUUACAUAAAUAUAUAGAUACCUACUUGAUGGCGUCUGUUUCAAAACCUGGAAGAGUUCCAAAAUGUGCUCGUUGCAGAAAUCACGGUAUGAUAUCCACUUUGCGAGGACACAAGAAACAUUGUAUUUAUAAAAACUGUAAUUGUCAAAAAUGUGGUCUUAUUAAGGAGCGUCAAAGGAUAAUGGCAGCCCAGGUAGCUUUAAAAAGACAACAAGCAGCGGAAGACGCGAUUGCGCUACACCUCGCCGCUAAAGAAAGCGGAGCGACAUAUGAAUAUUUACCUCCUGGACGUAUUUUUGGUAUGCAGGUUACUUCACCCGAACCAGAAUCUGCGAACGCCGAUAACGACUGCAACGCUUCACCGGAUAUUAGGAAUUCAGAAGAGGUUGAAGUCAGUCAAGCUUCUAUAGAUAUGCUGGCUCAACUUUUUCCGACUAAAAAGAGGACUGUACUGGAAUUGGUUCUAAAAAGAUGCAACCACGAUCUUCGUAAAGCUAUAGAACACGUUAAUAUUAACAGCAAUCAAGAACAUUCUGAUCAUCAAUCGAAUAUUGAAGCUUCCACGUCAGCAUUCCGACCUGUAAAUGCUACAGCGAAAUCUUCGAAACCUUACCUGGUACCUCAUACUGGCAGUUUUUCUUUCAUACCAAACAAAACGUUCAGUUUAUAUCCUUUUUGGCCGUUAUUCAAUUAUCAGUUACCUCAGCCGAUUUUACAAAGUCCUGUUUUGGUUCAAGGAAUUUGUGAAUGUGAGCAGUGCAGAUCAUCUACUAGAGUUAACGUUGGUCCGGGUUGAAAAUAUCAUAGGAAAUGGUGUUUUCAAG